Microthlaspi erraticum is the source of this 222-nucleotide messenger RNA. The record is from the annotation of a GenBank genome assembly. Lineage: Eukaryota; Viridiplantae; Streptophyta; Magnoliopsida; Brassicales; Brassicaceae.
AUGUGGUCGGUCGUCGGGGUCGGCCGUGGUCUUGGUAGUGAGGUGAUGAUCUGGACCGAUCAUGGUCCGUUGCCUUCCUGGUCGACCGUGGGUCGAGCAAGGUCCAUUAAGUCUCUGUACAGCCGCCUUGGUCGGUCAGUGAAGGCCGAGGGAAGCCAAUUCCCUUCCUGUCCGGCCGAGUGCGUUCGGCCGGCUGUGGACCAGUCUUCAGUACAAACGUGA